Cadophora gregata is the source of this 357-nucleotide messenger RNA. RefSeq lists its product as uncharacterized. The record is from RefSeq and is a predicted model, not a curated record. Lineage: Eukaryota; Fungi; Ascomycota; Leotiomycetes; Helotiales; Ploettnerulaceae. Bases 1 to 357 code for a protein of 118 amino acids. The transcript is spliced from 4 exons.
AUGGCGAAAAUCGAGGUUCUGAAGUCUGUCGACUUGAAUAACGAAGCAAGCGAAGCGGGGAUUGCGGGUGGAGGUUUCCGGAACACAGAGCAGAGGUCAAGGCCUUGCUCUGGAAGCAGGACAUUCGCAUUGUCCCCUCUGCUCAGUAAUGCUAGAACUCUGAACGCCGAUACACAGAACAAUCUCCUCUCGGAGACGCAGGCGACAAACCAUCAGUAUAUAAUUGCUUUGAUGCUGUUCUUGGUUGCAUAUGCCAUGUUCGAUGCGCCUUCCAACUACCUCCUGAAGAAGAAAAAACCGAGCCCAAGCAUAUGGACCUCUUUCUUGAUGUUCUUGUGGUAUGAUGUUUUCAUCUAG